CUGAAAAGGGUAGCCAUCAAUUUAGACCUUCCAUAUCUUCUUUCACCUUCUAAAAUUCCUCACCAUGGCCAAAACACUAAACUUUCUGUUUUCCACCAUGUUUGUAAUCCUUUUGAAUCCUACCACCACGAGAUCUCAUAGUUUCUCGAGAAAUUUAUCUCCAAAGACUCUAGGCUUUAAAAAAGAGAAAUUGACUCACCUUCACUUCUUCUUUCAUGACACAAUCACAAGUAAAAACCCUACUGCAGUUCCUAUCAUUAGACCAGCUAUUAACUCUUCAACGGGUUUUGGAACGUUGUUCAUGGUGGAUGAUCCUUUGACAACGGAGCCCAAUAUCAAUUCAAAGCUUGUAGGAAGAGCACAAGGGAUGUAUGCUUCAGCAUCUAAAAGUGAAAUAGGGUUUUUGAUGAUUCUCAAUUUUGUAUUCUUGGAAGGAAAAUAUAAUGGGAGCACACUUAGUCUUUUAGGACAUAAUGCUAUUUUUUCCGAGGUUAGGGAAAUGCCCAUUGUUGGUGGGAGUAGGGUGUUCCGAUUCGCACGUGGCUAUGCUCAAGCAAGAACUCAUACCGUAAAUCUCAAAACCCUAAAUGCUAUCGUGGAGUAUAAUGUUUAUGUCUCCCAUUAUUGAUAUUAUACAUAUAUUUUCCACUA
Molecule: messenger RNA, 651 nt
Organism: Jatropha curcas
Lineage: Eukaryota; Viridiplantae; Streptophyta; Magnoliopsida; Malpighiales; Euphorbiaceae
Product: dirigent protein 22
Source: RefSeq, a predicted model, not a curated record